Cydia amplana is the source of this 2092-nucleotide messenger RNA. RefSeq names its product glutathione hydrolase 1 proenzyme-like. The record is from RefSeq and is a predicted model, not a curated record. Lineage: Eukaryota; Metazoa; Arthropoda; Insecta; Lepidoptera; Tortricidae. Gene Ontology annotation, biological process: glutathione catabolic process. Gene Ontology annotation, molecular function: glutathione gamma-glutamate hydrolase. Gene Ontology annotation, cellular component: plasma membrane. The coding region runs from base 185 to 2029 and encodes 614 amino acids. The transcript has 12 exons.
GUUACCUUUCUUUAAAAAUGCGUUAUUAAAUUUGGAACGAAAGUGCUUUCUUUAAAGAGUUGUGUGAGUUUUUACCAAAAGUGUUUUGACCGUGGAUUGUUCUUGGUGCUGGUUUAAUUCGACGUGGUUCGUGUUGCACACGUGAAUGGUUUUGCUGAUAAGAACGCAGUGAAGCGGCGUGAAGAUGACUAUCCGCAGCAUGACCGUGACCGACACUCGCGACGCCACCACCAAAAUCAUGUGCUGUAGGCGGCCGAGUAAAUUCAAGACCAAGGUGAUCAUCGGCUCGCUAGCGCUCCUCCUUGUAAUCGCGGCGUUCUGCGGGUUCAUCAUCAGCAACUCCAACGUCAAGAAACAGAGCUCCGAGCCCCCGGACCCGGUGGAGCCGUUAAAACCUUCGGCUUCUUGGCUUCAUGUGUUUAAGAAGGCGGCAGUGUGCACUGAUGCACCGCCUUGUUCUGAAAUAGGAAGACAAAUCCUCGCCCAAAAUGGAUCAGCGGUGGACGCAGCGAUCGCCGCCAUGUUUUGCAACGGGUUCCUCAACCAACAGAGCAUGGGUCUCGGCGGCGGGUUCUUCAUGACGGUCUACAUCAGAGAUGAAGAGAAGGGGUACACCGUCAACGCGAGAGAAACAGCGCCUUUGGCCGCUACGAGAGACAUGUUCAAAGGAGACGCUUCUAAAGCCUCUAAAGGGCCUCUAGCUAUAGGUGUACCAGGAGAGCUCCGAGGAAUGUGGGCAGCACACAAGCGGUGGGGCAAGCUGCCGUGGGCGGAGCUCAUCGCUCCCACCAUGGGCUUCUGCAGCUACGGCUUCCAGGUGUCCAAGGUCAUGUUCGACGGACUGCUGGCCGCGCCGUAUAUCAAGAGUGACCCAAUUUUAAGAAAGAUGUACGUGGACCCGUCAACCAACAACUUCUACAACCCAGGAACGAUAGUGAAACCGAGCGAAGCCUUCUGCAAGACUCUUCGCCUCAUCGCCGAGAGGGGAGGCGACGAGCUAUACAACGGUACCCUGGCCAAGGACUUCCUGGACGACCUGAAAAGGGUCGGCAGCAUCAUCUCCACUGAAGAUCUGAGGAACUAUGAGGCAAAAAUAACCGAGACCAUCGACGUACGAUUAGACAGCGGGGAAAGACUACACGUGCCCCCACCGCCCAGCAGUGGGCUCAUCCUGGCAAACAUCCUGAACGUGCUGUCGGGGUACAGCUUCGGGCCGCACAGCAUCAACACGACGGAGGACAAGAUUCUCACAUACCAUAGGAUCAUAGAGGCAUUUAAGUUCGCCUACGCGACGAGAACCAGGUUGGGGGAUGCUGCGUUUCUGCAGUUAGAUGAGUUAAUAAAGAACGUGACGCAACCUGAAUAUGGGGCAGAAAUCCGCAGCAGAAUCAACGACUCAAUGACAAGCAAUGACUCCUCGAUAUACGGUGCGGAGGUGUACCAGCAACCAGAUGCUGGCACAGCGCACAUCUCUGUCAUAGCAAGUAAUGGAGACGCUGUGUCCGUCACCAGCUCUAUCAACUACUAUUACGGCUCCGGCUUCACGACCUUGAACACGGGCAUCGUAAUGAACAACGUGAUGGACGACUUCUCCUCACCAGGCAUCACCAACUACUUCGGCCUGGAGCCUUCCCCGGCCAACUUCAUCGCGCCAGGAAAGAGACCUUUAUCUUCCAUGAGUCCUAGCAUUAUUUCUGAUACCGUAGGCAAUGCCAAGAUGGUGCUCGGAGCUUCUGGAGGCACUAAGAUAACCACAGCCGUCGCCUUGGUGGCCAUCCGCAAGCUAUGGUUCCAGCAGACGAUCAAAGAGGCAGUGGAUGAAGCUCGGAUACAUCAUCAGUUGCUGCCCAUGCAAGUGGAAUACGAGUUUGGAAUUACCGAGGGAAUCGUCAACGGCCUAAAAGCCAAAGGCCACGUAAUGACCCGCUACCGCGGCCGCGGCUCGAUUGUGUGCGCCCUCUACAGGAACAAAACGGCAAUCUACGCCAACGCGGACUUCAGGAAAGGGGGAGAUGUUUCUGGCGAUUAGAACACACUUGAUUCACCCUCUACAUAACUGAAUCUCUUGCAUCUAAGAGUUAAUUCACUUACA